Molecule: messenger RNA, 1915 nt
Organism: Vigna angularis (adzuki bean)
Lineage: Eukaryota; Viridiplantae; Streptophyta; Magnoliopsida; Fabales; Fabaceae
Product: UNC93-like protein 1
Exons: 2
Coding region: 364-1746 (460 amino acids)
Source: RefSeq, a predicted model, not a curated record
UGUGAUGCGGAACGAAAGUAAACGAAGAGAAAGAAAUCCACUUAUCCAUUUUCGCUGAGAGCAUCUUCCUGAAUCAAAUAUUUCAUCAUAAACAAAUAAUUUCCAUAGCAGAAAACGGCCAUUUCCGCUGACUGAAGGAGUUUGCGUAAGCUUCUUCAAUGCUUUCCUCUUUCACUGCCCUGUGGCAACUCUUCAAUUGCAAACUACAAAAGAAAAGGGAGAAUUUACUCUAAAUUUGUCCUAUUAUGGACCCCAGUUUCUUUUUCCAUUACUCUUCUACUUAAACUCUUCUAUUCCCUCAAUCAAUCAUCAUUUUUUCUUCUACCUCUCUUCUACUCUGCCAAAUCAAUUAUCCUUCUCAAAAUGGGGGAUUCAAACACCCAGAUUCCUGAAUACGGAAAAAGUUUUAACCUUUUCAGAUACAAUUCACCGACCAUUCAGAUCGUUCUUAUUGGGUUGGUAUGCUUUUGCUGUCCCGGCAUGUUCAAUGCCCUCUCCGGCAUGGGUGGCGGUGGCCAAGUCAACUCCACCGCUUCCAAUAACGCCCUCACCGCCCUCUACACCACCUUCGCAGUCUUCGGUAUUCUCGGUGGCGGCAUCUACAACAUCCUCGGACCCCACCUCACCCUCUUCGCAGGUUGCUCCACCUACGUUCUCUACGCCGGCUCCUUCCUUUACUACAACCACUACCAGCACCAGUUCUUCGCCAUCACCGCCGGCGCCAUUCUGGGAAUCGGUGCCGGUCUCCUCUGGGCGGCGCAGGGCGCCAUCAUGACCUCCUACCCGCCAGAGAAUCGCAAAGGCACUUACAUUUCCCUCUUCUGGAGCAUUUUCAACAUGGGGGGUGUCAUCGGUGGUUUAAUUCCAUUCAUUUUGAAUUACAACCGUGGCGACGCUCCUGCCACCGUCAACGACGGAACCUACAUAGGGUUCAUGGCUUUUAUGUCCGCUGGGGCUGUUUUAUCGUUGACCAUUUUGCCAGCGAGCAAGGUUGUUCGAGACGAUGGCACCAGGUGCACUCACAUGGUGUACUCCAAUGUGACAACUGAAUCCUACGAAAUUCUCAAGCUUUUCUACAAUUGGAAGAUGCUUCUCAUCGUUCCCGCUGCUUGGUCGAGCAACUUCUUCUACACCUACCAGUUCAACCAUGUUAAUAAGCCACAGUUCAAUCUGAGGACCAGAGGGUUCAACAAUGUGUUCUAUUGGGGGGCGCAGAUGCUGGGUUCGGUUGCCAUUGGUUAUGUGAUGGAUUUCAGUUUCAAGAGUCGCAGGAAAAGAGGGGUUGUGGGAAUUUGUGUGGUUGCUCUUCUUGCGUCUGGUAUAUGGGGUGGUGCCCUUGCGAAUCAGAUCAAGCGUGACCUCGGUGUGAUCAUGGAUUUUAAGGACUCUGGUUCUCGCUAUGCUGGACCCUUUGUCUUGUAUUUCAGUUUUGGCUUGCUUGAUUCCAUGUUCCAAAGCAUGGUCUAUUGGGUUAUUGGGGCCCUCGCCAAUGAUUCUGAGAUUCUUAGCAGGUAUGCUGGGUUCUAUAAAGGCGUACAAAGUGCAGGAGCUGCAGUGGCAUGGCAAAUUGAUAACCAUAAGGUGUCAGGUAUGGCUCAGUUGAUUGUGAAUUGGGUGUUGACUAGUGUUAGCUAUCCCUUGUUGUUGGUUCUGGUUGUGUUGGCUGUGAAAGAGGACAACAAGGGAGAAGAGGAACAAGCAAAACAAGUUGCGCCUUCAUCGGUUGAAAAUGGCUCUGUCCGUUGAUAUCUUACAUGUAAAAACGAACUGCAUCUUUUGUCUUAUUUACGUUGUCUCAUCGUUACCGUGGUCAUCACUCUAAAACUUUUAAACGUUUGAAGAUUGGUUUGUACAUGUUCAUGGAACAAGCUUGUCAUGCGUCACACAAAAGUAAAAGGGACAGAUUAAUUUCUAA